CGGGGGCUUCAGGUGAUGAGGUUUACUAUUGAGGAGAUCAACAACUCCAGCACCCUCCUGCCUAACAUAACCCUUGGUUACCAUAUCAUUGAUCACUGCACCGAUACUCACAAUUUCCCGGACAUCCUCCAUUUAUUCUCUGCUAACGGCUCUGCGAAAGUCAUGCAGAUUUUUAACCACCACCACUCUCAAGUUAUCAGCUUCAUUGGUGCCUUCAGUAGCACUGAAACUAUAACUCUGGCUCCAAUGUUCAUGACGGACCUGAUUCCAAUGGUCAGUUAUGGAGCCAGCAGUUCUACUCUCAGUGAUAAACUGGUGUAUCCAUCCUUCAUAAGGACCACGCCUAGCAAUAAAAAUCAGAUUGAACUCAUCAUUCACAUCAUUAAGCAUUUUGGUUGGAACUGGGUGGCGUUCAUUGGCUCCAAAUCUGAAUACAGUGAGAAUGGCUUUCAGAUGUUUUUUGAAAUGAUUAAAAACACAAACAUCUGCCUGGGUUACCAAGAGCUACUCGACGACAUAACAGAGUUGAACACAACAUUUCAUAGAAUAGACACACUCCAGAUUAAUGUCAUCAUCCUUUUCAUUGAGGAACUCUUUGCUCAGAAAAUUAUCACCUCCUCAGUACAACUAAAUGUUCCCAAUAAAGUCUGGAUUGCUAGUGAUUCCUGGUCCAUGAGCAACCACUUGCUCAGACUCCAGGGAAUACAAACAAUCGGCACUAUUAUUGGUGUGACACCAAAAGUUGUGCCUCUACCUGGCUUUAAUGAGUUCAUUUACCAGUCACAACACAGAGCUGAUUCUGUCCAUAGCGCUGAAGACUUCUGCAACCAGGCCUGUGAUAACUGUUCCUCAGUCACCCCAGAGGAUGUCAUCAAUGAAAACCCCAGCUACAAUUUCCCUAUUUAUUCUGCUGUGUACACCAUUGCGAUGGCUUUACACAACGUUCUACAGUGCAACCACUCAGGAUGCAACUACAGUUGCACAGUCUACCCCUACAUGCUUCUACAGGAAAUCAAACACUUGCAGUUCCACCUGAAUGAGUUUUUCAUAUAUUUUGACAAGAAUUUGGACCCACCUGCACGUUACUCUAUUGUGUUCUGGCACACCAGUAAUCACUCUGUAAAGAUUAAGCAGAUUGGCACAUACAGCAACUAUCCUGUGUCAAAUCUGACUAUUUUCGACACACAUCUACAUUGGCAUGACAGUGGACUGGUGCCAUUCUCCAACUGCUCUGCUGAGUGUAAGCCAGGACAUGUGCGGCAGAAGAAUGGUCUUCAUCAAUGCUGUUUCAUUUGUGUGGAAUGCCCCAGCAACAAAUAUGCCAACCAUACAGCUGACCUCUACUCUUGUCUGAAGUGUGACCAGUAUGAGUGGUCUGAGGCUGGAAGCACGUCAUGCCAGACACGUUCCAUGGAAUACCUCCGUUUCUCUGAUAGCUACUCCAUUGUCCUCAUGGUCUUUGCAUCCUCCUUCAUGCUCCUGUGUCUGGGGGUGGCCGUGCUGUUUGCCAUGCACCGCUCCACGCCUGUAGUGCGGUCAGCAGGGGGCAGUACGUGCUUCCUGAUGCUGGGCUGCCUCGCCGCUUCCGCCACCAGUGCCUUCUUCUACUUCAGCGAGAUGUCAAUCUUCAGCUGCAUAACUAGAGACUUAGUAUUUGUCUUCUUCUACACCGUGUGCUUGUCCUGCCUUUUUAUCCGCUCCUUCCAGAUCAUCUGCAUUUUCAAGAUGGCCACCCACCUGCCCAAAGUGCACGCAUGGUGGGUGAAGCACAACGGCCAGUGGUUGGUGGUGGCUGCCCUCUCUCACCUCCAGCUCCUGCUCUGUACCGUCUGGAUGGCCACCAGUCCCCCUUUGCCAGGAGAGGACACAUCAUUCAAAGACCAGAUUGUCCUGAAAUGUAAUGCCAAAUCAUCUCAUGUCAUCUCAUAUGUCCCUCUCAGUUUCAUGGUAAUCCUCAGUGGUCUCUGUUUCUGCUUCUCAUACAUGGGAACAGACCUGCCCAAGAACUAUAAUGAGGCCAAAGCCAUCACUUUCAGCAUGUUGCUGUUUUAUCUGAGCGGGGCCAUUUUCCUUACAGCUGACCUGAUAUCUAGCACCAAGUAUGUGCAGGUGGUGAAGAUCGUGGUUAAGCUGACCUGUUUGUAUGGCAUUAUGUUCAGUUACUUCAUCCCGAAGUCUUUUAUCAUUGUCUUUCAGCCUGCAAAGAACACACAGGAGUAUUUCCAAGCCAGCAUUCAGAGUUACACACAAACUAUAAGUAAAAUGUAG
Alosa alosa (allis shad) is the source of this 2268-nucleotide messenger RNA. Its product is annotated as taste receptor type 1 member 1-like. Gene Ontology annotation, biological process: G protein-coupled receptor signaling pathway. Gene Ontology annotation, molecular function: G protein-coupled receptor activity. Gene Ontology annotation, cellular component: membrane. The transcript has 5 exons. Lineage: Eukaryota; Metazoa; Chordata; Actinopteri; Clupeiformes; Clupeidae. The record is from RefSeq and is a predicted model, not a curated record. Bases 16 to 2268 code for a protein of 750 amino acids.